Molecule: messenger RNA, 3246 nt
Organism: Archocentrus centrarchus (flier cichlid)
Lineage: Eukaryota; Metazoa; Chordata; Actinopteri; Cichliformes; Cichlidae
Exons: 2
Coding region: 148-2928 (926 amino acids)
Source: RefSeq, a predicted model, not a curated record
UAAAAAAGCGGCCGAAAAUCCUUUGAAGGUUCUAAUGUCUGUGAUCGUGAUCGCUGAUGACGUCACAAAACAGAAGGCAUACAUUGGAUGUCUGACACUCAGCACUUCAGAAAAACAAGAUAGAAACGCAGGAGCUCAAACUUGAGAAUGUCAACAAUGAAAAAACACGAAGCUAAAAUUACAACCGUGGUCACAGCAGAGGACUUCUUACCAGCUUUUAAUGGCUAUUUUGAGAAGUUCUCUGAAUUACAGUGGAGCAUGAUAAAAGAUGGUGUUUGGGACUCAGAUGCUAAAGCACUUCUGGCUGAUCUGAUUUCUGAAAUCAUUCAGAUCGCCGCUGCCAAAAACAUGAGAAUUGUUCUGCCUCUGAUUCAAAGCCAGACGAUCAGGGGAGAAAGCCCAGAAGAUGUAAUGGAGAACAUAAAUACAUCUCUUGGAGACUCUGUCUCAGACAGCAUUGCCAGCUCUCUCAAUGUCCUGAAACAGACAUGUAAGAGCGCUCAAAAGCUGACGCAGAUGAUUGAGGAGGAGGUCACGGAGAAGGUCAACGCGGCCAUCUCUCUGCUCACACAGAGCCCCAAUUUGCCAUCAGACCCUUCUAUCUACGUCAAUGGAAGAGUAAGCAACAUAAAGAAACUGCGUCGCAUGGUUUCGUCUGCUGCCUCGUGCCUGAGAAGGUAUAUACGUCGGCUUGAGCGCUGCUGCAUGGGAAGGGAAGAUCAUUCAAGCUCCAGUGAUGAAAGCACAACAUCCAUCACCACAGUGAAAUCAGCCACCGGUAAGGUUUCUUCAAUUCUCACAAAAUGGAUUAAACACACAGAUAUCACAGGGGAUGAUACUCCUGAUGGUGUGGAAGAAGGCAUGGACAUGGGGCUCACAGACAAAGCAGCAGCAGUGGAGAAACAUGAAGAAAGCGAGGAGUUCACACACACCGAGGGACGAGCGGAAAACAUCCACGAUCCAAUCUCGGCAGAAAAGGCUGCAUCAGAAUUAGUGGAAAUAGCAUUUGAAAAACAGGAGUCCAGUGAUGCAUCUUGCUCACCCAAACACGCCUCUGACAGGAGUUUAAUGAUCAGUAAAGUGAGAGACUUCUUCACCUCAAAUUUACCAUCUACAGGCUUAGCCAAACAAAAUGUCCGCGAAAAACUGUUUUUCAUGUUUGCGGAAAAACAGUUUGAAAAAAUGAGAAAAGGGUUGAAAAGAAAACUUAGGUUAAACAGGAAAUAUUUGAUUUCUCUGUUAAACAUGGCCAAACCCCCCCAGGAUGACAGACAGACCCCCCCUGAGAGUAGUGAUUUAAGCCUCCCAGGAUCAGUGCCUCAAACUCCUCGUCCUGAGUCUUCUACGUCCUCCCGUACUUCUAUACAGACGCCAGCCCCGGAGAGCACAGGUAAACGUUGUUCUCCUUUCAACUUUGACACCAUCAAGUCAUAUGUUAUCAAUUUGUAUAACAAACUGACAAAGAAAGAAGAACAUUGCAUUGGUCCCGAUGAUCUGGAAAACACUGGAAAUAGCGUGGAACUCAGGAAUAUUACGAGGGAACUGACGGACAAAAUAUUUGAUCUUCUAACGAUCAACGACAAAUAUGAAAAACCGGUGCCUGUGAUGGGAAGAUCUCUCUCAGAAUCUGUGAUCUCCAGGACUCCAGUAGACGGCUCACGGCGCCGGUUUUCACAUGAAGUCCUCUAUGUUCUCAUAGAAGACUUAGUAGAAAAGUACGUGCAGAAGAUUGUCCUCUGGCUGGAGAAUAAAGAGUUAGAUCAAACUAUUCAAGCUGAUCUAGUCUCUGGGGCACUAGGAGACAUCCAGGACCUUAUUGGAACAGCCCCGACCCCAACAGAGGCUUUGUCAGAUGCUUUGGAACAAAGUGGCAGAGAAUCUGCAGCAUCCUGCCCUUCAAGGCCAGCAUCUGCUUUGAGUACAGCAGAGCAGAGCAUCUGUCUGGAUGAAAGCUCUGCUACAUCCACAGCCCAGUCACAGCCCAGGAUCAGCUUAUUGCCGGAAAAAAGCUCUGCUAGGUCCAGACGCUCUGCAUCACCAUUGAGGUCCAAGAGCCCGUCUCUGGAAGAAAGCUCUGCUAGGUCCAGACGCUCUGCAUCACCAUUGAGGUCCGAGAGCCCGUCUUGUGAAGAAAGCUCUUCUACAUCCAGUGACUCUGCAUCAACAUUAAGGUCUGAGUGCUCAAGUCUGGAAGAAAUCUCUGCUACAUCCAGUCACCCAGUUCCUGCAUUCAGGCGUAGGGUCAGAUUAUUGCCACAAAAAAGUUCUACUAGAUACAGACACUCUGCGCCAACAUUAAGGCCCAGGAGCACAUCUCCAGAAGAACGAUAUAUUAGAUCCUGUCACUCCGCGCCAGUAUCAAGGCCCAAGUGCAAACAUCUGAAAAUAAUAUCUGAGCGUAAACUGGCCUCUCUUCCUGGGGCUUCAAAAGGUCACAUCACUCAGCCGUCACCCUCUGAAAAGUCUGAGCAGGGUCUGUCACAAGUGUCUGUGUCAUCAUUUGAUGCUGAGAAAAUAUCCAAAAACCUCACUUCCUUUCUGUUAAUCCGGAUCAUCACAAAAUCCAGGAAGCAACAUCUUCUGUCUAGCAAGGAAACAAAAAUCGUCUUGGACCGUCUCGAAGAUUUGGUGAACCAACAUAUCAGCAACAUAGAGUCUGCCGGAAGUCUGGAGGACUCCAUGUACCAAUUCACCAAAUCCUUAUCUAAAAGACUCAUCAAGGAGUUUGGAUCCCCAGACAAGGUGUUGGAGGCUGCUAUGGCCUAUGAUUCAUCUUUUGAUGAAGCUGUCCUGAGGAACCUAAAAAUGGAUCUCGGUGUCUUCCCUAGUCCUCCCCCAAAGAAGUCCAAAAUUUCCAGAUUCUGUUCAGCAGUGGGAAAAGCUUUUCUUAAGCCCUUUAGGUGCUUCUGUAAGGGCAGCAAUGAUUAAAUGAUGGUUUAAACAUCACCCCGUCUCCUUUUUGAGUCCCAACAUUCCCAACCGGUCGCGGCAGAUGGCCGCCCCUCCCUGAGCCUGGUUCUGCCGGAGGUUUCUUCCUGUUCAAAGGGAGUUGUUCCUCCCCACCGUCGCCGAGUGCUUGCUCAUAGGGGAUCAUUUGAUUGUUGGGAUUUCUCUCUGGUACUGUAGAGAGUACCAGAGAGAAAGAUGUUUCGUACUGUAGAGUCUUUACCCUACAGUACGAAACAUCUUAAGGAGACGGAUUCUUUUAAUUUGGCCCUUUCUAAUCUUGAGUUGUACUGUUUUAAA